This is a messenger RNA of Andrographis paniculata, 1394 nucleotides long. Its product is annotated as bZIP transcription factor 50. Lineage: Eukaryota; Viridiplantae; Streptophyta; Magnoliopsida; Lamiales; Acanthaceae. Gene Ontology annotation, biological process: regulation of DNA-templated transcription. The transcript is spliced from 3 exons. The record is from RefSeq and is a predicted model, not a curated record. Gene Ontology annotation, molecular function: DNA-binding transcription factor activity. The coding region runs from base 234 to 1184 and encodes 316 amino acids.
GCAUUGUUCUAUAGUCCAACAUAUAUUUCACCUUCUUUAAACCCUUCUCGUCGACUUCGAUUCUCGAUAAUCUUCAUCUAUUUGUUAAUUUAGAGAUCUCUCUAGCUGUAAAUAUCUUUGGAUUUUCUCCAUUGGAACUUUGUUUGUUUGUUUUCUUCUUCCUGUUUUUCUUUUUAGUUUUGAUUUGAUUUUGUGUUUUAUUUGGUCCUUUUUUGAUCUCGAAGUGUUGGGUUAUGGAAGAUGGACUCGCCAUAGAUUGGGAGAAUCUGUUGGAAAAUGGAGCGGAUGACCUGAAUUUCAAAUCAUGCAAUCAGUCCUGCGCCGACGGUUUUUCGAACACGACGGAUUGGGGAUGCAGUUUGUCCAUCGACGACGUUGAGGAGUAUCUUCUGAACGACGAGUUCGAUUAUCCAAAGGAGGAUGAUCAGAUUGCCAUAGAGGAUGCGUUUUUCUCGGACGUGCUUCUCGAUUCGGCGCCGGAGUCGGAAUCGGAUCGGUCUAAGAAUACCUCCAGCAGCCCUGAGUCGGCGGUGGUUGCGACGGAAGUAGAGGAGAACGAAGAACAUAAGCCGCGUGAUAGUAGCGCAGAUGUUGAACAAACGAAGGAGAAAAACGAUGUCCCUACCGACGACGGCGAUCCCGCUGCGAAGAAACGGAAAAGGCAAAUGAGGAAUCGAGAUGCAGCUGUGAGAUCUCGAGAACGGAAGAAGAUGUACGUGACGGAUCUGGAGCGGAAGAGCAAGUUUUAUGAAGCAGAAUGCAGGAGGCUGGGGAUUCUGCUCCAGUGCUCCAUUGCCGAGAAUCAGGCCCUUCGACUUUCCUUGCAUAGCACCAAGGCAUUUGAUGCAUCCAUGGCCAAGCAGGAGUCUGCUGUGCUCAUUUUGGAAUCCCUGCUGUUGGGUUCCCUGCUUGGACACGUGGGCAUCAUCAUGUGCCUGCUAAUGGUAAUCUUUCCCGAGCACCCCCUCUCGACCGUGGUUCUGAGAAACGGCGUAGGCGCAGAGUCGGGAAGACGACGACGACGGGAUCAGAGGAGAAAGGAAGGAAACAAUAAUAAUAGUUAUAAUAAUAAAGUUGGAUUGGAAUUGGAAUUGGAUGGAGAGAGAGCUGUUGUUAUGAUGGGCAGGAGAUGCAGAGGGUCAAGAUCAAGGAUGAAGAUGAAACAAGAUUUGAUCUUCUUUUGAGGUAUGUGUGUGUAUUGAGGAUUUCUUCUGUUCUUCACUUAGACUUAAUGAAUGCCUUCCUUCUUGCUUGUGUUGUGUCUGUAUCAUGGGCUUCAUAUAUAUGUAUUUCUAAAUUUUAUGGUAUUUAUUAGUACAACUUUUUAAGUUUAUCUCUUCUAUUUGUUGGAAUAAAUUAUUUAUAUAUAUAUAUAUUUAUUUAUUUAAUUAUUA